This is a messenger RNA of Ogataea parapolymorpha DL-1, 237 nucleotides long. RefSeq lists its product as uncharacterized. The transcript is spliced from 2 exons. Lineage: Eukaryota; Fungi; Ascomycota; Pichiomycetes; Pichiales; Pichiaceae. Bases 1 to 237 code for a protein of 78 amino acids. The record is from RefSeq and is a predicted model, not a curated record.
AUGAACAACCAGGGAUAUUAUCAACAGGGUGGAUACCCUCCGCAACAGGGUGGCUACCCUCCGCAACAGGGUGGAUACCAACAACCUCCACAAGGCUAUUACCAACCUCAACAACAACCCAUGUAUGUGCAGCAACAGCCUCCAAAGCAGAGGGACAGCGGAUGUGGUUGUUACGGAGGUUGCUUGGCUGCUUUACUGGCUUGCUUCUGUCUCGAAGAAUGUUGCGGAGGUCCAUGA